UCGGCUGGAAUGUCAAACUAGAGUUAUAGAAAUCAUCAGCUGUUCCGCAACGGUGGAGAAUUUCCUUAUUUUUCAGUUUUUGCAAGCCUUCGAAGAAAUUUUUAUUAACGAAGUGGUGCUUAGAAAUAUUGCGUCAGUUGAAUGCUUCGUGGCUUUUUGUGGCCAAUAAUAUCAAGAAUGCCCUUCUAUGCCGUGGCAAAAGGACGUACAGUUGGUGUAUAUCAAAGCUGGCCUGAAUGUCAGCGACAAGUAAACGGGUUCACUGGAGCUAAGUUUAAAAAAUUUCCAACUCGCCAACAAGCGGAAACAUUUAUUCGCGAGAAUGGAGGUAGUGUAUCCGCAUCAAGCACAGAUAGUAACAGCAAUUCAUCAGCCGAUUUUCAACCUGUUGUUCCACCUGCGGAGUCCGUGCGGGUCCUUAUCGAUAAUUACGAUGAAAUCAAUGCAGCUUGCUCUCGAAUUGAAAGUUUAAAGCGAGAAUUGGACGAAUUAAGAAAUCCUGCUUCAUCUAGCACUACCACGGAUGAUGUUGCACAGGCUCCAAAACCGUCCAAGCGUCAGAAGUUGGAAACUACGGUGAAACCUGUCACUAAACUGCAAAAAUUUGGUAAAUAUAGCUUCCUCCAAGAUGAGGAUGGAUUCGUACAUGUGUAUACAGAUGGAUCGUGUGAAGGGAACGGGACUGCGUCGGCUUGUGCAGGAUUAGGAGUAUACUUCGGCGAAGGUCAUGCCCUGAACGUGGCCAAAGCAGUCAGCGGGCGGGCGACCAACAAUUGUGGUGAGAUACAAGCCGCAUCACUGGCAAUUCGACUUGCCAAAGAAAAUGGUAUCAAAAGACUGAUUGUUAACACGGAUUCCAAGUUUCUCAUUGAUUCCAUAACAAAAUGGUUACCUGGUUGGAAGCGGAAUGCAUGGAAACUGUCUACUGGCAAACCGGUUAAAAACCAGGUGGACUUUGUGGAACUUGAUAGGGAGCUAGCCGGUGACAAAAUUGAGGUCAGGUGGAAUCACGUUGAUGCGCACUGUGGUAUUUUAGGAAACGAAAGGGCCGAUGCAUUGGCACGGCAAGGAUCCGCAUUAUUCAGACAGCAGAAGACUACCCGUUGAAUUGUAUUGAUAAAUAGUAAAUUUAACAUUCGAUUUUACACUAAGUUUAAUAAAUUUUGAAUACGUUUUUAUUAGGACAA
This is a messenger RNA of Malaya genurostris, 1187 nucleotides long. It is a transcript of the gene rnh1, whose product is annotated as ribonuclease H1. The record is from RefSeq and is a predicted model, not a curated record. Gene Ontology annotation, biological process: DNA replication, removal of RNA primer. Bases 142 to 1107 code for a protein of 321 amino acids. The transcript is spliced from 4 exons. Gene Ontology annotation, molecular function: RNA-DNA hybrid ribonuclease activity; magnesium ion binding; nucleic acid binding. Lineage: Eukaryota; Metazoa; Arthropoda; Insecta; Diptera; Culicidae.